AUAUUAGCAAUUGAGGACGACAAUUCUGCUGUCUGAAGAUGGAGAACAACAUAACUACUAUAUCUCGUGAAGAGCUUGAAGAGCUACGAGAAGCAUUUGGCAAAAUAGAUAUUGACAACAGUGGGUAUGUCAGUGAUUACGAGCUUCAAGACCUGUUUAAAGAAGCAAGUCUGCCCUUGCCUGGUUACAAAGUCCGGGAGAUUGUAGAAAAAAUCAUUUUAGUGACAGAUAGCAACAAGGAUGGGAAAAUCAACUUUGAAGAAUUUGUCUCUAUAAUUCAGGAGUUGAAAAGCAAAGAUGUUAGCAAAUCUUUCCGAAAAUCAAUAAACAAAAAGCAAGGUAUUACAGCAAUUGGAGGAACAUCAGCAAUAUCUAGUGAGGGGACACAGCACUCCUAUUCAGAGGAAGAAAAAGUUGCUUUUGUUAAUUGGAUAAAUAAAGCUCUACAAGAUGACCCAGACUGUAAGCACCUCCUACCCAUGAACCCAUCAGAUGCCAGUCUGUUUAAAUCCCUUGCAGAUGGCAUCCUUCUUUGCAAAAUGAUCAACUUUUCACAACCAGAUACAAUUGAUGAAAGGGCUAUUAAUAAGAAAAAACUCACUCCUUUCACUAUUUCUGAAAACCUAAACCUGGCUCUGAACUCAGCAUCUGCCAUUGGCUGCACGGUUGUCAAUAUUGGAUCACAAGAUUUGCAAGAAGGAAAACCACACUUGGUGUUGGGGCUCUUGUGGCAGAUCAUUAAAGUUGGCCUUUUUGCUGAUAUUGAGAUCUCCAGAAAUGAAGCUCUUAUUGCCUUGCUAAAUGAAGGGGAAGAGCUGGAUCAGUUAAUGAAGCUUUCCCCAGAAGACCUCUUGCUGCGCUGGGUGAAUUACCAUCUGGCCAAUGCAGGGUGGCAGAAAAUCAGUAACUUCAGCCAAGACAUUAAGGAUUCAAGAGCGUAUUACCAUCUGUUAAAUCAGAUUGCACCCAAAGGAGAUGACCAUGAACAACUGCCCAUUAAAAUUGACUUUACAGGAUUUCAUGAUAAAAAUGACUUGAGGAGGGCUGAAUACAUGCUCCAACAGGCAGAUAAAUUGGGCUGCAGACAGUUCGUAACUCCAGCUGAUGUGGUUGCAGGCAACCCUAAGCUCAAUUUGGCUUUUGUUGCAAAUCUCUUUAACACAUAUCCAGGCCUGCACAAGCCUGACAAUUCAUCUUACGAUCUCAAUUUAUUAGAAGGAGAAAGUAAGGAAGAAAGGACUUUCAGAAACUGGAUGAAUUCACUAGGUGUAAGCCCAUAUGUUAAUCAUUUAUACAGUGACCUUUCUGAUGCUUUAAUCAUCUUCCAACUGUAUGACAUGACGCGUGUACCGGUUGACUGGAGCCAUGUCAACAAACCUCCUUACUCAUUGCUGGGUGGCAACAUGAAAAAGAUUGAGAAUUGCAAUUAUGCAGUAGAACUUGGGAAGACAAAAGCCAAAUUCUCACUGGUUGGUAUUGCUGGACACGAUCUAAAUGAGGGUAAUCCAACUCUGACUUUGGCUUUGGUAUGGCAGCUGAUGAGAAGGUAUACUUUGAAUGUAUUAUCUGACCUAGGAGAGGGCGAAAAAGUAAAUGAUGAAAUUAUUAUUAGGUGGGUGAAUCAGACACUUGCAAAUGCAAAUAAGAAAACUUCAAUUACAAGUUUCAAGGACAAAUCAAUUAGCACUAGUUUACCUGUCCUAGAUUUAAUAGAUGCCAUUGCAUCAAAAGCAGUUCGUCCAGAAAUGGUCAAGAGAGAAGACCUUUCUUACCAAGACAAAUUGAAUAAUGCCAAGUAUGCCAUUUCAGUUGCUCGAAAAAUUGGUGCUCGUAUUUAUGCUCUCCCAGAUGAUCUGGUUGAAGUGAAGCCAAAAAUGGUGAUGACAGUGUUUGCAUGUUUGAUGGGAAGAGGACUGAACAGAAUAAAAUAAUGCAGACAUGUUAUCUAACUUUCUGCCAUGUUAAGCACAAUGAAUGCCUCGCAGUUUACAGAGUUCUGAAACUUAGUAUGAGAUGAGAAAAAUUGUAUGCACAAAUAUACUCAUCAAUUAUCUUUUAAUAAUGUGUUUAUAUUAGUCGAUUUUCUUCAGUUUCAUAACACAUGAAUUAUUUAUGGCUAAUACUGUUUUCAGAACGUUCAUUAACAAAUUAACAUCAUAGAUUUGUAUUGCUUGGAAAAACCCAUAUGAAUCAAGCUUCAUUUGUAUUAGUUUCCAUAGCACUGUAAGAACUUGCAUUGUUCUACAUAUGUUGUUUCAGAACCAAUCAUGAAACACU
Ficedula albicollis (Collared flycatcher) is the source of this 2277-nucleotide messenger RNA. RefSeq names its product plastin 1 (gene PLS1). Gene Ontology annotation, biological process: actin filament network formation; actin filament bundle assembly. Gene Ontology annotation, molecular function: calcium ion binding; actin filament binding. NCBI's taxonomy places the organism in Eukaryota, Metazoa, Chordata, Aves, Passeriformes, Muscicapidae. Gene Ontology annotation, cellular component: actin filament; actin filament bundle; cytoplasm. The record is from RefSeq and is a predicted model, not a curated record. The coding region runs from base 39 to 1931 and encodes 630 amino acids. The transcript is spliced from 15 exons.